Molecule: messenger RNA, 279 nt
Organism: Trichechus manatus latirostris (Florida manatee)
Lineage: Eukaryota; Metazoa; Chordata; Mammalia; Sirenia; Trichechidae
Product: small ubiquitin-related modifier 2-like
Exons: 2
Coding region: 1-279 (92 amino acids)
Biological process (GO): protein sumoylation
Cellular component (GO): nucleus
Molecular function (GO): ubiquitin-like protein ligase binding; protein tag activity
Source: RefSeq, a predicted model, not a curated record
AUGGCCAAUGAAAAACCCAAGGAAGGAGUCAAGAUUGAGAACAAUGAUCAUAUUAAUUUGAAGGUGACAGGGCAGGAUGGUUCUGUGGUGCAGUUUAAGAGGCAUACACCACUUAGUAAGCUAAUGAAAGCCUAUUGUGAACGGCAGGACACACCUGCACAGUUGGAAAUAGAGGAUGAAAAUACAAUUGAUGUGUUUCAGCAGCAGACAGGGGUGUCUUCUAAAAAGGGAGCCUGCUACUUUACUCCAGAACUCCGUUCCUACAGACCAAGAAUAUAG